GAAAGUCGAGUAAAGCAUAGUUGAACACUUAACAUCAUACUAAACAGUCUAAAACCACGUAGUUACAGUCUAUAGUAUAGUUUAACCGCAAAAAAAUGGCGAAGUUAUUUGCUUGUACUAUCUUACUAGUGAUCGCUAGUACUGCAUAUGCCUCCGAUAUAGAGGGUGGUGUGCCGACGACCAUACAAGAUCAUCCCUACCUGGUGUCCAUACAAGGCAAAGAUGGUCCACCCGUGAUCUGUGGUGGUGCCUUAAUUAAUGAGAAUACCGUUGUGACCGCUGCACAGUGCUUGGCUUUCUACGAUGUCUCUCAAUUGGCUGUCGGUGUUAAUAACGGCGAAAGAGUCAUUCAAAUUGCUGCACAAAGCUUCAAUCCGCAAUUCGAUUUCGUUACCAUGCAAAAUGAUGUGGCCGUUUUGAAAUUGGCUGAACCAGUGGAGAGUGGUGGUUACCUUGAGUUGGCUAGCACAGCACCGGAAAAUGGUGACAGUGGUGUGGUAACUGGUUGGGCAGCAAACAACAGUUUAGUGGAUGUGGCCGUGAGAACACUUACUGCCGAGGAAUGCGGCUCGGGCGACUAUAAGUACAGCGAGGAUGAAGUGUUGAAUACCAUGCUAUGUGGCUUGGCUAGUAAUCUACAAGCUUGCAAUGGUCAACCUGGUCUGCCAUUAGUGGUUGGUAAGCAGCUAGUUGGUUUGGUUUCCUGGGGUUAUGGUUGUGGCAACAAGGGUAAUCCAGCAGUCUUCACCGAUAUUGCCGCCGAGCGUUCGUGGAUCAUUGAAACGGCCAAUAAGCUUUAAAAUUAUAUUGAAUAUUAUGAAAUGAAAUAAUAAUUUUAUGAUUAGUUUGAAGCAAAA
This is a messenger RNA of Zeugodacus cucurbitae (melon fly), 857 nucleotides long. Its product is annotated as trypsin theta. The record is from RefSeq and is a predicted model, not a curated record. Gene Ontology annotation, biological process: proteolysis. Gene Ontology annotation, molecular function: serine-type endopeptidase activity. Bases 96 to 800 code for a protein of 234 amino acids. NCBI's taxonomy places the organism in Eukaryota, Metazoa, Arthropoda, Insecta, Diptera, Tephritidae. The transcript has a single exon.